Molecule: messenger RNA, 1581 nt
Organism: Syngnathoides biaculeatus (alligator pipefish)
Lineage: Eukaryota; Metazoa; Chordata; Actinopteri; Syngnathiformes; Syngnathidae
Gene: pdcd2l
Product: programmed cell death 2-like
Exons: 3
Coding region: 188-1240 (350 amino acids)
Cellular component (GO): cytoplasm
Source: RefSeq, a predicted model, not a curated record
CUUUCUUUGAGUCGUUUUCCAGUUGACUUCCAUCAGCACCUGCAUGAAUUCCGCUCCUGCGCUGUGGGUGGCGCACGUGCGUACGCUUAGCGCCAGUGGUCGCCUGGCGAAGAAGUCCCCUCUACUGCUUCCUAACCGGCGCGCCCGAUGACGUAAAUUGGCUGCGCCGAUUCCGCGAGUCGCCGCGAUGGCGUCCGCCGGCCCGGAGUCGACCCUUCUGGGCGUGUGCGACGGCGAGCUGGACGAGUCCAAGCAUCGCUCGUCCUUCGUGACCAACAAGGUGGGAGGCGUCCCGGACCCGGCGCCGGGCCACGCGCGCGCGUCUCCCCGCUGCGGGCGCUGCUCGGCCCCGCUGGUCCACGUGGUGCAGGUUUACUGCCCCCUCGGGAGCUCGCCGUACCACCGGACCCUCCAGCUGUUCGCCUGCGCGGCCCCCGAGUGCGGCGGCCGGCCGGAGAGCUGGACGGCGCUCCGCUCUCAGAGCCUGGAGACGGAAGACGGAGCGGCGCGGAGGUCCGGCAAGGCCGAGGCGGCGACGGAAGCGCCUCUGUCGGCUAGUGACUGGUGCGCCUCCGCCGACGACUGGGGCGUGAUGGAGGACGAGGAGGACGAAGACAUCGCGGAGUCGCUCCCGGAGGCAGAAAAAGAGGAUGUCGGCCGACCGGACGCCCUCGAUCUGGCGGAGCCCGGACCGGAACCGAACGUUCCCGUCCUGCGAGCGUUCUUCGUCGCCGUGCUGGACGAGCGGGACGCUGAGGAGGAAGUGGAAAUUGAGGAGGAGCGGUCGCACGCUGAGAAGCUGCUGAGGGACUACGAGAAGCGAGAGGGAGCGGUCGCCGAGGUCUGCGAAUUCGCCGAGACGUACGAGAAGAGCGACGCGCGUCACGGCGACCGGGCCUUUUCCAGGUUCCGGAAGAGGAUCUCCGCGUGCCCGCGACAGAUUCUGCGCUACCGCCGCGGCGGCCAACCGCUGCUUAUGUCGGCCGACGAGGCGGCGGCACCGCGGCCGCCUCCGCCGUGCGCCGGCUGCGGCGGCCCGCGGACCUUCGAGCUGCAGCUCAUGCCGGCGCUCGUCGGUCUGCUGAGCUGGACCCGCGGGACCGAGACCGGGUCGCCGCCGGAGUUUGGCACCGUGCUGGUUUACACGUGCGCCGCCAGCUGUUGGACGUCCUCGGAGCGACGACCCGUCGCUGAGUUCUGCUGGGUCCAGAUGGACCCGGACCAGGAACUCUUCAAAUGAUGCGGCGGCGGGAACCAGACGAGGAGACGGAAGGUACCUUUUUGGCAACAAACAGGAAGUGAAGUGAAGUGAAGUGAAGUGGAAAAAUGGAUUUCUAAGCAGCAAGCGUUGCGCCGGCGCAAAGUCAGGACGGUCCGGAAGUCCCACCCGCUGCGGCGGGACCAGUGCGCUGUGUCAGCGCUAAUGUCAUCAAGGACGACGACGAGAGCAACGAGAAACAGCACCUUUUGAAAUUCCCAUUUUCAAUUUCUUCCCUGAGACGAUGACAAUUUAAUUUCCCCUUGAGAACAGUCUAAAAUUUGUUUUGCAGUGGACAUCAAUAAUGGAUGUUAUCUCAUCUA